Maudiozyma saulgeensis is the source of this 1539-nucleotide messenger RNA. The record is from the annotation of a GenBank genome assembly. NCBI's taxonomy places the organism in Eukaryota, Fungi, Ascomycota, Saccharomycetes, Saccharomycetales, Saccharomycetaceae.
AUGACUGUUGAAGUAAACGAGAAUACUCUGCACAAUACGGAACCUGCCGGUAUAAAGAAUGCCAUAUCUAACUGCGUCGAUACUACUACUUCUGAACCAAGCAAGGUGAAAGAAAAUCAGAAUAAGAAGAAGAAAGGCAAAGGAAAAAGAACACCUCCCAGCCCUGAAGAGAUCGCACGAAUUCGUGAGGAGAGGGCGACUCAACGUAAAGCUAAGGAGGAAGCACUACUCACACAAGGAUCGAUUACCAAUUGUCCACCCGAACUACAGUUCAUUAGACGCCCUUUGUUGGAACUUCAUAAGGGCGAACCUCAAUCAGGGUUCAAUUUUAGUUUAAUGACAUAUAACUGUUUAGCUCAAGCACUUAUUAGAAGAAAACUGUUUCCUGAUAGUGGAGAUGCCUUGAAGUGGUUCAGAAGAUCAAAGGUCUUGCUUUACGAAUUUAUGCAUUACAAAGCCGAUGUAAUUUGUUUACAAGAAGUCGAUCAUAUUCAGUAUCAAAGUUUCUGGAAGGAAGAAUUUGGUAAACUUGGUUAUGAAAGUCAAUUUCAUCGCAAAGCUUCUAAAAACCACGGUGUCGCAAUAGUUUGGAAACGUGAGUUAUUUACCUUAACUGAUAAAAUGCUCAUUGACUAUGACAAAGAGGCGUCUGGUAACAUACCUCCCCGUACUACAACGAAUAAUGCAGGCUUAAUAUUAGCAUUGAAGUUUAGUGACAAAGUGCUCAAACAAUUCCCUAAUACCACCAAAUCCGGAAUUCUUAUCGGUACAACACAUCUAUUCUGGCAUCCUUUCGGGACAUAUGAGAGAACAAGACAAUGUUACGUAGUUUUAAACAAGGUAAAGGAAUUUUUACACAGAGUUAAUGUUCUACAAAAUAAUAACGAUGGUCAGAAAGAUCACUGGAUCCCAUUUUUCUGUGGUGAUUUUAACUCCCAGCCUUUUGAUACGCCUUACCUUUCAAUGACAUCAAAACCAGUGAAAUAUGCUGGACGAGCUAAAACUGUAAUAGAAUGUAGUACUUCUUAUAAAUUCUCUAAAUUAAGAGAAGGGGAAAGUGGGGCUGAUGAAGAAGAAGGAGGAAAUAUUGAAAAAUUUGGUAAGGACCAACCCCAGACACCGGUUCCGGCAGCAUUCGAUGCCACACCAGAACAGUCUGGAUUAGUUAAGAAGAUGGAGGAAUUACACAAUUCACUAGAUAUGAGAGCAAUAUCACUGUAUGCUACUGGGUAUAACAGAGUCCAUCCAGAAAAUGCUGGAUUAGAUAACGCAAGGGGCGAACCCGAGAUAUCAAAUUGGGCACAUACCUGGAACGGAUUAUUAGACUAUUUAUUUUACAUCGAUUCAUGGGAUUUUUCUGAUAGAGAACAUGCUGAAACACUUGAAGAUUUUGAAACUAAUCAUUCUAUUAAAAUCAGAGGACUCUUACGGAUGCCUCCUAAGUCUGAAAUGGAGAAGUUUGGUCAUGGCCAACCUCAUACUGGGGAAUAUGCAAGUGAUCAUUUAAGUAUGGUGUGUAAUAUUGAACUACUACUUUAA